Molecule: messenger RNA, 5532 nt
Organism: Talpa occidentalis (Iberian mole)
Lineage: Eukaryota; Metazoa; Chordata; Mammalia; Eulipotyphla; Talpidae
Gene: NUP43
Product: nucleoporin 43
Exons: 8
Coding region: 1979-3121 (380 amino acids)
Cellular component (GO): nuclear pore outer ring
Molecular function (GO): protein binding
Source: RefSeq, a predicted model, not a curated record
UUGCGAGCCGCGGGUCUGCUCCUAUGGCUGUCCAGGUUGCUAGGCGGUGGGCUCCAGCCUUCUCCCGCCUCGCCCAACCCAGCCGGCUAUUAUUUAGGUGGAUUAGAGCCCCAGCUCCCUAUGGCCGAGCACGAAUAAUCCUCUUAGAACCGAGAAAACCCAGGCCUCCUCUAACCCGGGUCCUCUAGCCUUUGGUUUGUGACAAAUAUGUAACAGUUUUGUUAGCAGAGACUUGGGUACCCCGGUUUGUUCUCAACUCUGAAGGCACAAAUUCAGAGAGUGGAAGAAUACCAUGACACCAGCGGUGAAAUGGAGCCGAGGGAAUGCUUAGAGCAAAUGCAGUUGGUUAAAAAUACCACCAGAUCCUGUAGUUAAUGAUUUAUUCUCCCCAUACAAGUGUGUGUUUUCAGCUAAGUCUCAAAUAUCAGAGCUCUAGUGCUGUCAGCUCCGCAAGAUCAUGUAGUAAGUGGGACACUGACAAAGAUACCUACCUGUCGUGUCCAAUUCGUAAACUCCAGUCAGAACUGGGACUGAUAAAAUCCAGUCAUCACGAGGUCCAAUAAACUCUUAACGAAGGGGAAAAAAAGCUGUGUUGAGGCAUCUGGACUACUGCGUCAGCAGCAAUUUUUGAAUUCUAGUUUUCGAAACGUUUUACCAAACGUGACACAACCCACUUCCAGUUCGAAAUAUGCAUCACCUAUUUCCUGGUGUUCUCUGACCAUAAACGAAAUUACUUUCAAAGCUGUGUUCUUCCUAUAAGAAAUAAAAUUGUCAGUUUGGGGCUCUAAUAGUUUUUCAUUGCAUCUCAGUAGUUUCUAAUGGUCUUUUGUUUUAAAAAAUCCUGACAACUCUCUAAAGCUAACCUGAGUGGUAAUUCCAUAAGCUUUGACUGUGAAAUAGGGCUGCCAAUACCAGAUUUAAAAAAAAUCAAAGCCCCGCUUAAAGAAAACAAUCUAUACAAUUAUGGAUAUAAUAUAAAGGACCUAUGAAUAAGUCAUACCUCAUCUGCAGCAGGAUUUACAUUCUUUUAUUUUGGAGGUCCACAGCAAAAGAAAACUAGCAACAGAGGACAAAAUAUAAGUGUUAUUAGUGGUUUAGAUAUUAAGUGCUAUUAGUUUAGAUCGUUAUGGACUUAUUAGGAAAAGAUACAAGGUACUGAUUCUUGAAAGAUGGGCAGGAUUCUGAGAAGUAGAGAAGAAUGCAAAGAUGUUAAAGGCGCAAUCAAAAGCAAAGAAGGCUCUGAAAGCAGUGAUUCCUGAGCGUAGAUAUCACAUAAAGAACGAAUUUUAAAUCAUAUACAUAAAUGAAUUGAAGGCUAUACAGACAAUAGACGUCAACACUAGAAUUCCAACCCCAGACUCCCUAAGUAGGGAUUAAUUCUCCCUAAGUAGGGAUUAAUUAAUCCCUAAGUAGGGAUUAAUUCUCCCAUUUUAAAGAUUUCCCAACUCCAGACUCUGGCAAUGUGUGUGUUUACCACUUUGAAGUAAAGAAACUGUGAGGUAAAGAGAAAAAGAUUUAGAAUAACAAAUUGGUACGCUAAUGGGCGUACUUCAUGAGAAUUUACGGAUUUUUAAUCUUCUCUAUGCUCAGUAAAGUGCAAAACGAAAUACUCGCUACUAGGUUGUUUGUCUUACAUUAUUUUUUAGUUGCUCUCAAAUUUGAUGUACGUUGCAUAACUAUUGUACAAAUGCCUUUUUUUUUUUGCGAUACUAUAAUAAUUUUGCAGAUAAGGAGCAGGACCUACAAGGAUUCUCACGCUCUCGCCUCUGUUCAAAGCCACCUCCACAAAGAAGGGCGCUCCUACUUCCGUUCAGAAGCAGGUGGUGCGCACACGGCGACCGAAGAGAAUUGACUCUCGGCGGCCACCGUCCUCCCCGGGACGUCCUGUCCAAUCAGAGCCCGCGGGAAGGGGCGGGGCUGAGAGGCGCGCGCGGCGCUUCCCGCUGUGGCUGCUGAGGCUGCCGUGGCUGCUCUCGGCAUGGAGGAGAUUUAUGCCAAGUUCGUGUCUCAGAAAAUCAGCAAAACCCGCUGGCGCCCGGUACCCCCGGGGAGCCUGCAGACCGCGGAGACCUUCGCCACGGGUUCUUGGGACAAUGAGGAAAAUUAUGUUUCGUUGUGGUCGAUUGGAGAUUUUGGGAACUUGGACUCAGAUGGUGGGUUUGAAGGAGAUCAUCAGUUACUAUGUGAUAUCAAACACCAUGGUGAUGUCAUGGAUUUACAAUUUUUUGAUCAGGAAAGAAUUGUAGCUGCUUCAUCAACAGGAUGCGUAACAGUUUUCCUUCACCAUCCAAAUAACCAGACUCUGUCUGUCAGCCAGCAGUGGACAAGAGCUCACUACCACUCAGGACCAGGCAGUCUUUCCUGUAGCGGCGCACCUUGCACAGGUGUUGUGUGCAAUAACCCAGAAAUUGUCACGGUUGGAGAAGAUGGCCGUAUAAAUCUCUUUCGAGCUGAUCACAAGGAAGCUGUGAGAACUAUAGAUAAUGCAGAUAGCAGUACGCUCCAUGCUGUAACCUUUCUUCGAACUCCUGAGAUUCUUACAGUAAAUUCCAUUGGACAGCUAAAAAUAUGGGAUUUUAGACAACAAGGAAAUGAGCCCUCUCAGAUAUUAUCACUGACCGGUGACCGAGCACCACUCCACUGUGUUGACAGACACCCCAACCAGCAGCAUGUCGUGGCUACUGGUGGCCAGGACGGAAUGUUGAGUAUUUGGGAUGUUAGACAAGGUACUAUGCCUGUGUCUCUGCUGAAGGCUCAUGAAGCUGAAAUGUGGGAAGUUCAUUUUCACCCAUCCAACCCAGAUCAUCUAUUUACUUGUUCUGAAGAUGGCUCCCUUUGGCAUUGGGAUGCCUCAACAGACGUACCUGAAAAGUCAUCACUUUUUCACCAAGGAGGAAGAAGUAGUACUUUUUUGUCUCAUAGCAUUAGUAACCAGGCUAAUGCUCACCAGUCUAUUAUAAGCUCCUGGCUCAGCACCGAUCCUGCAAAAGACCGUAUUGAAAUCACAAGCUUGCUUCCCAGUAGGACUUUGUCUGUCAACAGUUUGGAUGUCUUAGGUCCUUGUCUUGUUUGUGGGACUGAUGCCGAAGCAAUUUAUGUUACUAGACAACUUUUUUCAUAGAAAUACUGUAAUUUUAUAAUUUCAGAUAAAAAUAUAACCUUCAAAGUCCAACUUCUAUGCAAAUUUUUAUUAUUGAAAGAUGUGAAAUUUGCAGGGGAGCAUCUGUAAAGCAUUGAUAAUGUCAGUGCCUAGAUUUGGCUUUUUUUAGUUGGACAUUGCCGUAACAGUUUAGAAUCUGGUAGAUUGCAAAAGAAUUCAAGGUGUGGAAACAUAUCAGAGGGAUCCUGGUGCUGAUGAAUGUACUACCAAACUGUUCUGGUCAGCUCAUGGAGCCAAGUCCUCAUUUCUGGUUUUUUGGGACUUAAUACUGUCAAACCAUCAGUGGGUUUCUAUUAUUUCUAUCACAGUAUUUGGGGUGUAUGCCCUCUCUAGUGGCAUUAGCCAGUGUUAGUUUCUUCUUUUAAUUGCAAGUUUUUUCAUCAACCUUUUCACAACCUUUUAUUUUCUUAGUAAUCUUAAUAAACCUUUUCAAAAUUGAACAAAAUGACAUUUUUGCAAUAUAGAGCAAAAAUGACAAAUCUUUUUGUAAUGUUCAAAUUCUUUUCAGGGGAAAAUCUUUUGACAGAUCCCUUUAUUAGAAUAUGUUUGAACAGAACUAUGCCAACUACUCAGACCCAACUUUCUUUUUCUUGAUAAGAAAAAUACAUUUUUCCUAUGGACUUUUGCCUUUAUUUAGUUUUGCAACAUAGUGAAAAUUGCCAAACUGGACAUUGUGCAAUAAGAUAGAAUUUUACAUUAAUGAGUGAACUGACUUUGAAACUAACAUUGAUAGGUAACAUGUAUGAGACUAAUAAGAUGAUGUGGUAACAGUGAAGAUUGCCAUCUGUAUGCCUACCUGAAAUGUUAAUGAUGACUUGACAUGUAGUGUGUUAAGACAAUUUAUGACAUUGUCUUUCCAAAGUUUGUUAGAUAAAAUGUGUUACUGAGCUAACGAAGACCUUUAUGACAAAUCACUGCUAUUACAAAAUUGAAAUAUGUGUUUAUUUCAUAAUUCCAAUAACAGUAAUUAUGGUAAAUUUUUGCUUUUCUAUCCUAAUAAAUAUUUUCAAUAUUUUAUGCCCUUCCCUCAGGGUUUUUGGGUUUUGGCUUUUGUCAACAUUUUUAAAAGUAAUACAAAUAUAGACCUGCUUUUACGUGUGUGUGUAUUUGGUUCAAAAAUAUUUCAUUAAAGAUCAUUAGUAACUUUGAAUUCCAAAGAAUCAGAACAGAAAGAAAUGUUGCUGAUAGGAAUUUUUAAUCUGUUUAUAGUUUUAUUGCUGGGGCUAAAUUUUAAGACUUUCUGUUAUUACAAAUGUAACUCAUUAUAGAAACAAACAUAGUUAAAAGAAAAGUUUAAAUACUUAUAACCUCAGAGACAACAAAUAGUCUUCCAUACCCUUUUUCAGUUCAUCAAUGUGUAUAAACUUUUGGAAAAAUGAAAUACGCAUGGUGUAUUUGUAGCUGCAUAUUUCCUAUCAGUAAAUACAUGGAUUUAAUCAAAACACCAUAGCUAUGAAUUUUCUCUUGACUUUGUGUAGUUCCGGUCAUAUGACUGCCUUGCCUAAGCUGCAGAGUCCCUCUCUCUACCAGGAACAGGUACUCCACAUUCUACUUAGCAGGCUAAAAUCCUCCCUCUGGGUAGGCCCAGAGUCAGCCUCACUCCUGAAGAUUAGCUCCCAGGUGGUACAUUUUCCAUGAACAGUUAAUGGCAAGCUAUAUCUCAGCUUUCAUCUGCAUUGUCUGCUGCUGAGAAUUUAAGGGUUUCAUAUGUGUUGGUAGCACCCCUCUAUAUACUGACAGUAAUAUAUGCAGUUUCCUUUGAUCAUUGAUAAUUGAUGGAGGGAGCCAGAUAUAGAGGCUUAGAACACUAGAUUGGACUGGAAACAAGUUUUUAGUUUGAAGCUUUGCUUUUAGGGUUAUUUGCAACCAUGAUCAAAGAAAGGAUAUUUGAAUAAUGUUAUUUCCUGUCAAUCUAUGAGUUCUGCCAGAUUUAAUAAGAAACUUUAUGGAGUAUAAAUAAUACCCUAGUUUAUGAAUUUGUCACUGCCUUUAUUCAUGAAACUAUCAAAUGGGGUUUCUUUUGAGGGCUACAGGUCUUAGAGGUAGAAGUUAUCCUGGAUCAUUUCCACGGCAUUUCCAACAAAUUAUUUUCUAACCCCUACUUGAAAAUGUGAUAAAGUUUAACAGUUCCCAGGGUAGUCACUCACUUGGACAGCUUUAAUGGAUCCAGCAUUUUAUCAGGGUUUUAAUGUAAGUGGGACCCAAAAGAAUUGUGUAAGAAAGGUAGGAUCAUGUUGCUAUGGGCUAAUAAAAUGAUCUUGUGAACCUCCUAUGAGACAGAAUCAAUUUAUUGAGUUUGCAUUACAUUGGAGUGCUUUACUAUAAGAUCUCACUAAAUAAAUGAAUUUUCAUAUACUGAACUGAAAUUUGCU